Messenger RNA from Synchiropus splendidus (mandarinfish), 2665 nucleotides. It is a transcript of the gene mpl, whose product is annotated as MPL proto-oncogene, thrombopoietin receptor. Gene Ontology annotation, biological process: positive regulation of cell population proliferation; cytokine-mediated signaling pathway; hemopoiesis. Bases 212 to 2140 code for a protein of 642 amino acids. Lineage: Eukaryota; Metazoa; Chordata; Actinopteri; Syngnathiformes; Callionymidae. Gene Ontology annotation, molecular function: protein binding; cytokine receptor activity. The record is from RefSeq and is a predicted model, not a curated record. The transcript has 12 exons. Gene Ontology annotation, cellular component: external side of plasma membrane.
UCCAGCUGCUGGGAAUGUCUCCACUCUGGUGGAGAAACUUCUCAUCAUUCAUCAGUCAGCGCUCACCGAAGCUGGAAGCGACUUCAGUUCGAAAGCUAGUGGAGCAUCAUCCGAGGCGUCAUCACAUGACUAGCCACUCCUGCUUCUGCAGUUGUUCAGUUGCUUUGUUCCUUGCAGUUGAUGGCUUCCUCCUUGGACUCCGCAGCACCACAUGCCCUCUGGACAACCAUCAACACUCACGUCACACAUGCUGAAGAGCUGCUGCUGCUGCUCUCGCUUCCAGUCCAACAUGACUCUUUUAUCCAGGUGGAGCCCAGUUGCGUGGAUGGCGGUCAUCUUCAUGUGGGGCCAUUUCUCAGACGGAUCCCUCGACCUUCUGUCCAGGCAAGAUCGGUUGCUUCUGAAGGAGGAAGACAGCCCCAAGUGUUUCACGCGAACAGAGGACGACUUCACUUGCUUCGUGGAGACGGAAGACAACGGCACCUACGACAUGUUCUACAGUUUUCACACAACUUCAGCCAUGAAAAGAUGUGAGACGUCCACAUGGCGGACAGAAGACUUGACUUUCCUGCACGUCUGCUCCUUCCCAGCGUCGGACGUCCACUCUUUUGUGGACACCAUCGUGAAGGUGGUGGAUUCAAAGGUCAACCGAACCAUCUACAGCCGCACCGUCUCUGUGGAGGAUCACUUUCUCCUGAACCCACCACUCAAUGUCACCCUGCAUCCGACCGACCAGGUUGGUCAGCUGCUGGUGUCAUGGCACCAGUCUGUUCCCACGUAUUGGGAGGAGAAGGAGCGUUUCAGGAUCAGGCACUGCUCAGAGGGUCUCGGGGAGCAGAUGAAGGAGGGAAGCAAGAGUGGAGACGACACUGUGAUCACGUUGGUACCAGGUGACGUGGUGCGUGUCCAGGUCUCAGUCAAGUGUGGGUACAACGAGAAAGCAGGACACUGGAGCAGCUGGUCGCCGGCUGUGCAAGCUGUUGCCCCACAAAGUGGCGAGGAGGUUUCGCUUGUUUGCUUCACGGCUGACCUGCAGGUGGUGACCUGUCAGUGGAGCAGCAGCAGUUUGGGAAACAGCAGCCAGAUGUUUUACAAGAUGCAUCUGAGUGAAACGGUGAGCUGGACCGCCUGGACCCAGUGCCUGACCGAGGGCCACGUGGCUGACAGGUGCACUUUUCGCGCAGCUCACUCCAUGAAGGUCAAAGUCAGAAUCCUCAGUCACUUCAACCAACUGGUCCGAACCUUCUACACGCCAGAGUUCGCCCUGCAGAGCAGCAUCAGAACUUCGCCACCAGCUCAGUUGAAGGUGGCGUCAGAGGAAGGGAAGCUGUGUCUGAAAUGGAACGCACCAAACCUGUCAGUGGCGGCUCAUCUGUUGUAUGAAGUGGCUCAGCAGACCGGGGGCCAGUCGGAGGCCUGGACGACGUCCUCCCUGGUGGGUCCUUCAACUGAGAUGUGUCUGGAGGUUCCAGCUGGGACUCACUACAGAGUGAGAGUCAGAGCCAAACCGGACGACGACUCUGUUUACUCUGGCCACUGGAGCGACUGGUCAGACGAGCUGAGUGGAGACACGCCGCCUGGAACAGACACCGCUGUGAUGAUGAGCAUCCCAGUCAUGUUGCUGCUGGUGGCUGUCAUCCUCUUCGCACUGUUCCCUUCGUACUUAAACAAAGUCAAGGAAUAUUUCUGGCCUCCGGUGCCCAACCUGGACAAAGUCCUUCAGAGCUUUCUGACGGAGAUCGACAACCAAAAAUGGGAGCUGUCGGUCACCGCGAAGCAGUGCCCUGAGGAAACGUCCCCCUCCGUGGUGGAGGUGAUGUCCAGCGAUGAGACCUCAGAGCCUCCCAGCAUCUCCUCCAGUGAGGAGCAGCUGGAGCUCAGCCCAGCUGAGGGACUGUUUCCCGAGUAUGUGACCCUGAACCGAGACAGUCUCAGCCUUUGCCCCGUCAGGAACAAGUACAUCUGCGAACAGCCGGCGGAGAAGAGAGGACCAGAGAUAGACGGCGAGUGUCCUGAGGAGACGAGUCCCUGCACCGACACACCCAGCACCAACUUCCUCAACCACUCGUACCUGGCUCUCGCUGAAGCUGCAGGUGGACUCAGCGCUGCGCCCAGUCAAAACCUCUAUACAAACCUGUGAACUGCAACCAGUGAGCAGAUGAGAUCAGCUGAAGAAGCAGAAGUCACCGGGGAGGAAAUGAGGAAGAAACCAGAGAGAAGGUGAAGUCACCUACAAGAGCACAACAGAGGGGUCAGGUGUACCUCCCUGAUGGAUUUGACAAGCAAAGAAAGGGUGGUUUUAGAGAGCAGACGAUCAAUCCCUAAUGAGUGGCCUCUGGGAGGCGACUCUGGUUUCCUCCCACUGGUCAAAAACAGAGAAAAUGAAUGGAAGACUAGUGUCCCCCAGCCCUCGACUGCUAAGCAUUUAGAGGACUGUACAGCCAGUGCUGUCCACUAGAGGGAGCUGUAUAACAAGAUAAUGUCGUCUAUGUCGCAUGGACUGUUUCUGCAUGUGAUUUUCGUUUGUUGCUACACGUUGUUUCCUGUAUAUUGUAUAUAUAUUAAUGGUUCGAGUGAAAAGUGAUUGUAAACACUGUUGACUACAUACAUUCGUACUCUUCCAUAUUUAUACUCGUGAUUGAAGGUUUCUUUUUUGUACUUCAGU